UGACUACAGUUUUCUGAGCUGAAGAAGCCUAUGGGUGGGACCUAGCAAGUCAGGUUUAAGAAAAAGAUGUCUGCGACUUAAGACUCGUGUCACAUGACUCCCUCUACUGGCCAGCACUGAGGCUGUGGAUCAGAUUUCAACUCCAGGCAGUACUUCCAGCCAUGUGGGUUUAGCCGAAAGAGAAGCAAACCCACACUUCCUAAAAUUUCUUCCAGACACUUCCUGAGAGAAUGGGGGCAGGAGCUGUAGCCAUCUGUCAAAGUAAAUCAGCUGUUCGGCUGAAAGAAGACAUGAAAAAGAUAGUAACGGUGCCAGUAAAUGAGCAGAGGGUGUCCACCUAUCAGAAGGUGUUUGGAGUCAGCCUCCAAGAGCUUCAGCAGCAGGGCCUCACUGAGAACGGCAUUCCAGCUGUCGUGUGGAACAUAGUGGAGUACUUGACACAGCAUGGACUCACUCAGGAAGGCCUUUUCAGGGUGAAUGGCAACGUGAGGGUGGUAGAACAACUUCGCCUGAAGUUCGAGAGUGGGGCACCCGUGGAGCUCGGGAAGGAUGGUGACGUCUGCUCCGCAGCCAGCCUGCUGAAGCUCUUCCUGAGGGAGCUGCCCGACAGUGUGAUCACCUCCGCAUUACAUCCUCGGUUCAUCCAGCUUUUUCAGGAUGGCAGAAACGAUGCCCAGGAAAGUAGCUUAAGAGACUUAAUUAAAGAGCUUCCAGACACCCACUACUGCCUCCUCAAGUACCUUUGCCGGUUCUUGACAAAAGUAGCCAAGCACCAUGUGCAGAAUCGCAUGAAUGUUCACAAUCUCGCCACUGUAUUUGGGCCAAAUUGUUUUCAUGUGCCAUCUGGGCUUGAAGGCAUGAAAGAACAGGACAUUUGCAACAAGAUAAUGGCUAAAAUCCUAGAAAAUUAUAAUACCCUGUUUGAAGUAGAAUGUACAGAAAAUGAUAAUCAGAGGUGUGAAAACCAGGCUAGGCUUAUCAUAGUAAAAGAGGCCAGUUGUAAGAACCCCCUACCCAUCCUUUUAACAAAAGGCUUAGAAAGAGACAUGCCAAAACCAUCUCCCAAGACCAAGAUCUCAAAGUCCAGGAGUGAGGAAUGCGUUCAGGCCCACAAGGUACCACAACCAGAGCUAUCUGAUGGCAUUCCUCAGGCCAGCCUGUGGCUAAGUCGUAGAAAACCCUGCUUGGAUGACGCAAAUUCAGCAGAGGAUGCUAGUGGUACCAAGUUGGUGUCCAGUUCACAAGAAGAUGAAAGACCUAUGUCACCUUUCUAUUUGAGUGCUCACGUAUCCCAAGUCAGCAGUGUUUCAACAACUGGAGAACUCUUAGAAAGAACCAUCCGGUCAGCUGUAGAGCAGCAUCUUUUUGAUGUUAACAACUCUGGAGGUCAAAGUUCAGAGGACUCAGAAUCUGGAACAUCAUCAGCAUCUUCUGCCACAUCCACCAGACAGCGUCGACGUCAAUCCAAAGAGCAAGAUGAAGCUCGACAUGGUAGAGACAAGGGAUUUAUCAACAAAGAAAAUAUUCCUUCUGGGCUCAGCAGUCCUGAUGAUUGUAUUUUGAAUACUCAGGAAGCUGAAAAAUUACAUGAAAAUACUUCUGGUUAUAUUGGAGAAAGAAGCAAACCUAAACGUCAGAAAUCUAGUAAUAAACUUUCUGAGCUCAAUGAAAAUCAAGAUGGUCUUGUGGUGAUGGAAAGUCUCAGUUCCACACAAUCUCAUGAAAGGACAGGACCCAAUGAUGUUGAACAAAUGUCUGAUGAAAGUAAAGGAAAUGAAAAAGAUGGUGGACACGCUCCGCAUUUUGAGGGGCCCACAAUGAAGAUUCAGGAACCUCCCAGCAUAUCUGACACCAAGCAGCUGAGGAAUCAGGAUGCCGAUGACCAGCAGGAGAGCUUUGUCUCCGAAGUGCCCCAGCUGAAUCUGACCGCAUUGUGUGAAGAAAAGAGCUGGGAAGAGCCCGUCCCUGCCUUCUCUUCCUGGCAGCGGGGCAGCAGCGACUCUGAUGAGGCCCGCCUGUCCCCACAGGCGGGGCGCCUGAUCCAGCAGCUGCUGGACGAGGACAGUGACCCCAUGCUCUCACCUCGGUUCUACGCUUACGGGCAAAGCAGACAAUACCUGGAUGAUACGGAAGUGCCUCCCUCACCCCCGAAUUCCCAUUCCUUCAUGAGGCGCCGAAGCUCCUCUCUGGGGUCCUAUGAUGAUGAGCACGAGGACCUGACACCUGCCCAGCUCACACGGAGGAUUCAGAGCCUUAAGAAAAAGAUCCGGAAGUUCGAGGAUAGAUUUGAAGAAGAGAAGAAGUACCGACCUUCCCACAGUGACAAAGUAGCCAAUGCAGAGGUUCUGAAAUGGACAAAUGACCUUGCCAAGUUCCGGAAACAACUUAAAGAGUCAAAACUCAAGAUCUCUGAGGAGGACCUAACUCCCCGGAUGCGGCAGCGAAGCAACACACUCCCUAAGAGUUUCGGUUCUCAGCUUGAGAAAGAAGAUGAGAAGAAGCAGGAGCUGGUGGAUAAAGCAAUGAAGCCCAGCGUGGAGGCCACCCUGGAAUCCAUCCAGAGGAAGCUCCAGGAGAAGCGAGCAGAAACCAGCCGCCCCGAGGACAUUAAGGAUAUGACCAAAGACCAGAUUGCUAAUGAGAAAGUGGCACUGCAGAAAGCUCUGUUAUAUUAUGAAAGCAUCCAUGGACGGCCGGUAACAAAGAACGAACGUCAGGUUAUGAAGCCACUGUAUGACAGGUACCGGCUGGUCAAGCAGAUUCUGUCCCGAGUCAACACCAUACCCAUCAUCGGUUCCCCCUCCAGCAAGCGGAGAAGCCCUUUGCUGCAGCCAAUUAUCGAGGGCGAAACUGCUUCCUUCUUCAAGGAGAUAAAGGAAGAAGAGGAGGGGUCAGAAGAUGAUAGCAGCACAAAGCCAGACUUCACGGUCACUCUGAAGACGGAUUUCAGUGCACGUUGCUUCCUGGACCAGUUUGAAGACGACACUGAUGGAUUUAUUUCCCCCAUGGAUGAGAAAAUGCCAUCCAGGUGCAGCCAGGACACGGGGCUCUCAAAUCUCCAUGCAGCUUCCAUACCUGAGCUCUUGGAACACCUUCAGGAAAUGAGAGAAGAAAAGAAAAGGAUUCGAAAGAAACUCCGUGACUUUGAAGACAACUUUUUCAGACAGCAUGGAAGAAACGUCCAGAAGGAAGACCGCGCUCCCAUGGCCGAUGAGUACAGCGAGUACAAGCACAUAAAGGCCAAACUGAGGCUCUUGGAGGUGCUUAUCAGCAAGAGGGACACUGAUUCCAAGUCCAUGUGAAGGGCUGGGACUGGGCGGAUGCGGGAAGUCACUGCCUCCCAGAUAAAGAGCAGCUCUGAAGGUAGUGUGGGUGCUGUCUCUGGAAGCACACAGCCCUUUUGCCCUGGGCCAGUGGGUCGGGCUCCUGUUGCUGUGGCCUGCCUUAGACACUGGCUGCUUGGAGGAAAACAGUGUGACCUGACUUGGGAAUCUUGUCAUUGGAAGGUCAAGAUUCCUGUGCGUGCCUGUGUGAAAACACACACAGACACACACCGACACCCCCCCGCCCCGCUCAGUGGGGCAUUACUGACACUAGCAGAAAUGAAUCACUGCAUUAGACACACUCAUCGACCAAGUAGACACUGCUCUUCCCUGGAUGACUGAGAAACACGAGACUGUUUUCUGUCUAACUGUGAUGAAAAUGCUCUCAGGACUUGACUCUUAGAGCAGGUGUAAUGGGGAGGGCCGGGCUCCUGCACCCGGUCCGGGUGAGCGUGUGCCGGAGCCCCUUGUACCGCCUUGGCCAUUCUAGUGACCUUCCCACGGCACCGCGCCUUACCCGCACGUGUCAACUGUCUCCCCUUCGGCUCUCAGGUAGAUGAAAGCUGCAUCUGCCCAUGAUGGCAGGGCAGUCAUCCAUCUGAGGGUGUGUUUCUUCAGGACUUUCUCAGCUGACAUAGAAUGUCAACCCUGACUCAGACCAGCUUGUCUGCCGAGGACAGAGGGAUCCUAGCCGCAGCUGUGCUUAUGCUGAGUGAAAGAUCAGGUCCAGGGUGAAGAUCCCAGAGGGUCCUUCCUAAACACGGACUGCAUUUAUCAGUCCCAGGCUUUAACAUCCAACACAGAACAAGGCCAGCAUGUACAUGGCAGCCUGUAUGGGUUGAGUUUUUGUUGUGACACUAGCCAAACAUCAAGGGUCUCACUCAAUCCUUAGUCUAACUGUAGAAGAUCAUGGGAGAGAGGGAGCCUGUGUUCUUAGCCUCCUGCAUACUUAUCAGGGUUUAAUUUCAAGAAAAGUAAACCUGCACUAAAAUCCCCAAAGUGAUGAGUAAAUGUAGCCUUCAGAGCUCAGCCUGAGGCAGAAUCUAAAUCAUACUAUUCUCAAGAUCAUGUAUAAAAAGAAAAAAAAAUGAUGUGUGACCAGUUAUAAUUUUUUCGAAGACUGUGUCACAAAGCUGUCUGUCUAUAUUAGACGUUUCAGAGGGACCAGGGAAUUUAAGACACCAUGUCAUCUCUUCAGUGUGCUUAACAUCACUUUGUUAUUUGUUGUUACUUUCUUACCCUUGUGUGUCUGCACUGAGGAACGUGGGUUCUGGGCCCCUUUUUGUGCUUGUGAGGCUGACACAGGUGUCGCUCGCCCACCGUAGCAGGUCUGCCCUCUGAACACAGUGCUGCCAGGUGACGGGUCAGCAGGGAUGCCCGCCUGUGUUGUGGGAGUUGCCUUCUUAAAAGGUACAGUCUUGUCUUAUUUAAUAGAAAAGAGAAAAGAAAGAGAGCGUAAAAAUCUACUGACCCGUUGUCAGCUUUUGAAAAGGGUCACAAGAGACUGGUGGGGAAGACUGAUUUGCAGCCACAUUUUCUGCUGUCGGAGUGAGGCAGCUGCUCUCCUAUGUCAGCUGAAAGUGGUUUAGGGUGGGGACGGGGGCAGAGACACCUUUAGGUUUACUCUUAAAAAUCACCAUAUGAAGCAUGCGCUGUGUAUUGGAAGUGCUCUGGUUUAAUCCACACACUUUAAGAUGGUACAUAAUCCCACAGGCUUCGAUGUACAUAAAAAUAGAGUUUGGAAUUCUUGGCUCUACUGUUUACAUUGCAGAUCGCUAUAAUUUCAAGGAGUGAUAUUAUAAAUAAAAUGAUGCACUUUAGGACAUUUUCUAUUUUUGAAAUCUGAACAUGAAUCAUUCACAUGACCAAAAAUUAUGUUUUCUAAGUGAAAUACGUGUCUAGCCUGUCCUUUUAAAGUAGGUGUUCUCUUAAAUAAGCUAUCAAAAUCAAAUCAUUAUCAGUUCACUUUUAAAGCACAUCUGUUUAAAAGUAUUGUUUUGAGAAAAGACGCUACAGAAUUUUUUUAAGCUACAUAUAAAUGAGAAGAUACUAAAAAUGUUCUGAAAUCUGUUGUUUCUGCCAGAGGUGAACUCACCAAAAGAUUUAUUCAGGAAUUCCAAAAUUUGUGUGAUUCAAUAAAAGAAAACAUCAAGUUAUAGUAAAAUAAGUGGUGUAUGGGAUGUCUGUGUUUUCCUCCGUACAUUCUACUCAGUUAUAUUCUUCAUGGAACACUGCCCAUGCAGGGGAAGUCUGUCUACACUAGCUCCUGUUUGAAAGUGUGGUUAGUCAGUGGCUUCCAGCUCUGCCAAGGCAAAUUUGUUUCCCCGGCAACCAUCUCUGCAGCCCAGCAGCUCAGGGCACUAGAGGCAGUGUCUUAAUUGGCUUCACACAGACAGAAUGCUCUAGACUGGGGCUCUUCCUUGCUCUCUUGGGAAUGUGUAUGUGUUGACUAGCACAUGCCAACAAAAUAAAUGUCAAGAGGUAUUUAAUAACGAUAAGUAGAGGUAAAGCCUAAGUAAACCUGAUUGUGAGAUAAGAAUUAGAGACGGCAAAGGCUUGCGAUUUUCACAAGCACUUGCUAUUAUUGUGUUCUGUCUGGAGUAAACCUUGAAAUAGAUGUUUCUGUUAAGUGUGAUAUCACCAUGUUUCAUCUUUGAAUCAUUUAGUCUGGAUUUUAUUUUCCAAGACAUGGAGGUGCGGGGUUUAGAAUGUUUAGGGUAAGGACCUGCUUAGAAGUUUUUCAAGACAGUAGAAGUGUGUCCUGUCCUGGUAGGGGGAAAAAAAAAAAACUGGCACAAUCUUGGUGAUCUCCCAACUCAGGGAAAAUUUCCAUGAAAGACCCAAUCAAAUUUCAAACUGGAGUACUGAUUUUUUAAAUUGCCAGCUAGAAUGCAUCAUGUGCUAUGGGGAAGAUUCUUUUCCUAUGGCAGCCAGUUUGAAGUCUAAAAAUGAUUCUUUGUUGCCAGGGCAGGGAUCGGUGAGAUCUCUGUAACAUCAGUGUAAUUUUUUCUUGUCUCAUCCUGAUGCAAUGCUUGGGUGGUAGGGAUGAGCCUCCUGCAAGUGUGGUUGCUCCCAGGCAUGACACUUCCAGCCCAGAACAAAUGCCUCAGGGCUGUGUUUGUAUCAUAACUACUGCACUAGGAUGUCCUGAGGCCAGCAGUCAUGGGACCCCCCCCAGAGGGUUGAGCUUUUGUGGGUGUGGUUGAACUUGAAAUUCCUUGUAAGAUGGAUAUUUAGGUUUAUUAUCAGAAUAAAGGCGUGGCCAUUAUGUUGAUUAAGUUGGUUCUGUCUGGGGUUGCCUGCUUCUUGGGAGACAGAAUUGGGCCUGGUAUCCAGAACUGAUCACAGAUUUACAUUGAAAACUCACAUCUUAAAGUCUGAUUAGAUUUUUUUAGAGAUUUAAAAUCUGCUGAAGAUGCCAUUUUCUUACAGGUCUUAGUGCUGUUGAUGGUGCAUUGAUAGUUGAACACUGCAUUGUAAAGCUGGUUAUAGGCUCCAUUCAACUUUGUUUCCAAAUGAGCUCUUAACAUCCUGCGGAUGGUUUUUCCCCCGGUGGGGAGGUGGUUUCUGCACCAAGGUUAGCACCUCUAUGAUGCUCUUUUGCGGUAUCCACUCAGUUAAAUCAAUAAGGGGAACUAACCAUACUGAAAUGUUGAGGCAGUGUUUCCUUAUUUAAAGCUCACAUGUUUGGGAGAAACAGAAAGUGCUUUCCUUUCCUUCAAUAAUUCCGUUUUCCUGUUUUUCCCACUUGACCCUCAAAAUGCACUUAAAAGUAGGCUGGCUAAACAUGCUUGCACAUUUUUGUUUCUUCAAAUUGUACACACGGGCACCACUUCAAAGGGUAGCCAGCACCACACACUUCACACCAGAGUCACAUGGAUGUCGGGCACUGCAUGGUGGCAUGGCCACUCUCCCACACAGAGCCUGUGCCCCGUGGGCACCUGUGUUUCUCCACCCUGAACCUAAUGACAGAUGGAUGGAUCUAGGCUGAGAUCAGAAUGUCAGAUGUACACAGACACAUGUGAGACGAACGUCUGUGGACACAUGCCACUUCAUACUGCUGUGGAAUUAUGGCUUUGUCUCUAGAAAGCCAUUCCUGGAACCUGGCCAGUUGUGGCCACAUGUGUGGCUUGAGAAACAGGCUCAGCAGAUCUAACUCUCCAUCUGAAAACACCUAUAUAGUCAUGAAAAGCUCCAGAAAUCGGUAAAGUUUUAGUACAUAAUGUGGGCCCAGAGCAAUGUUUGUGUGACAUGUAAGCAGAAAGCGUUUGAAAUUACCAUUGUUCUUUUAAAAAAUGUAAAUGGAAUGAAAAACAUUAUGUACGUUUUUGUACAUGACUAUUUUAUAUAAGUUCAAAAUAAAAUAUUUUCAACCGUG
This is a messenger RNA of Carlito syrichta (Philippine tarsier), 7701 nucleotides long. It is a transcript of the gene FAM13A, whose product is annotated as family with sequence similarity 13 member A. The transcript is spliced from 25 exons. The record is from RefSeq and is a predicted model, not a curated record. Bases 231 to 3302 code for a protein of 1023 amino acids. Gene Ontology annotation, biological process: signal transduction. Lineage: Eukaryota; Metazoa; Chordata; Mammalia; Primates; Tarsiidae.